Messenger RNA from Eupeodes corollae, 3040 nucleotides. RefSeq names its product ER degradation-enhancing alpha-mannosidase-like protein 3 (gene Edem1). Gene Ontology annotation, cellular component: endoplasmic reticulum; membrane. The transcript is spliced from 3 exons. Bases 108 to 2909 code for a protein of 933 amino acids. The record is from RefSeq and is a predicted model, not a curated record. Gene Ontology annotation, biological process: endoplasmic reticulum mannose trimming; carbohydrate metabolic process; mannose trimming involved in glycoprotein ERAD pathway. Gene Ontology annotation, molecular function: calcium ion binding; mannosyl-oligosaccharide 1,2-alpha-mannosidase activity. NCBI's taxonomy places the organism in Eukaryota, Metazoa, Arthropoda, Insecta, Diptera, Syrphidae.
ACAUAUGUUCUUUGACGUUUACUCAAAGAAUCAACAACAAGAAAAAAUGGAUCAUUUCGUCUGCAGUUUUCUACUAAGACUUAAUUUAUAAACAUAGAAAAACAAUAAUGAUAGUUAAUAAUAUUUUUAUAAUUUAUUUAGCACUAACACUUCCUUCAAUUGUAUUAUGUGUAAGAAAGUAUUCGACCGCUCGAAAAAUUAAGUUAAGAGAGGAAGUUCGCGGAAUGUUUCAACAUGCCUACGAAGGAUAUCUCCGUCAUGCAAGUGAUUAUGACGAGCUACGACCAUUAACCUGUGAUGGUAUCAACACCUGGGGGAGUUACUCAUUGACUCUAAUUGACGCCUUAGAUACACUGGCGGUUAUGGGAAACUUUACAGAGUUUCGACGCGUUGCUCGUUUAAUUAUCGAACGAAUGAAUUUUGAUACUGAUAUCAACGUAUCUGUCUUUGAGACAAAUAUUCGUAUAGUUGGGGGCCUGCUUAGCGCUCAUUUAAUGUCACACAAGGCUGGCCUAGAACUGGAACCUGGCUGGCCAUGCAAUGGUCCACUUUUAAGACUAGCCGAAGAUGUGGCUAAAAGACUUUUACCAGCUUUCGAUAGUAAAACUGGAAUGCCCUACGGUACAGUCAAUCUUAGACACGGAGUGCCGCCUGGUGAGACAUCUGUUACAUGCACGGCAGGUGUUGGUACUUUCAUUAUAGAAUUUGGAGCCCUCAGUCGCUUGACAGGUGACCCUAUCUACGAAGAAGUAGCUCUGAAUGCUAUAUACUCGUUGUGGGAGCAUCGUUCUAGUAUUGGAUUGCUGGGAAAUCAUAUUGAUGUUCAGACAGGGAGAUGGACGGCUCAAGAUGCCGGCAUAGGGGCAGGAGUUGAUUCGUUUUUUGAAUACCUGGUCAAAGGUUCGAUAAUGCUAAACCGGCCUGAUUUAUUGGAGCUGUUCCAUAAAGGCCGUAAAAAAAUUGACAAAUAUAUGAAACGUGAUGAUUGGUAUGUGUGGGUGGGCAUGAACAAAGGACAGGUAACAUUACCUGUUUUCCAAUCAUUGGAAGCAUAUUGGCCAGGUGUAUUGAGCCUUAUUGGCGAUAUAAGUCCUGCUAUGAAAACACUACACACUUAUCAUAGUGUGUGGAGGCAGUAUGGAUUUUUGCCAGAAUUUUAUAACAUUCCUGCAGCCGAGGCUGGUUCAAAUAGAGAGAGUUAUCCCUUGAGACCGGAAUUAGCUGAAUCGGCAAUGUAUUUGUAUAGAGCCACAAAAGAUCCCUAUCUAUUAGAAGUUGGUGAAGAUAUGGUUACCAGUAUUGAAUACAGUGCAAAGACGUCUUGUGGAUACGCAACAAUAAGAAACGUUCGAGAUCAUCGCAAAGACAAUCGAAUGGAGUCAUUUUUUCUCUCCGAAACCACAAAAUACCUGUACCUUUUGUUUGAUGAAGACAAUUUUCUUCAUAACAACGGUGGUCACGGUCGGUUGUUUGAAACUCCAAACGGUGUUUGCAUUAUCGAAUCAGGCGGAUAUAUUUUCAACACAGAAGGUCAUCCAAUCGAUCCAUCAGCCUUACAAUGCUGCCACGAUCAACCCGGAAAAGAUUUAUUUGCCGAAUUUGAUCUUGCAAACUUCCAUAGAGAUGUCCUGAAGCAUAACGAGCUUGAACAGCACAAAGUUCAGGAGGAUAAAAUGGCAAAAUACAAUUGCCCUGAAGUCAGUAGAACAAUAGAUAACAAACGCACAGAGGCAAAUCUAUCAAUUGAUAUUGAAGUCCUUGACACUAAUGAAAGUGGCACUGACUUGGCCAAUGAAAUGUUAGAAAAUUUCAAAAAAAUUCAAGACGAAGCCCUCAAUCUGCAAAAUCAUAUCGAACCGUUUUAUAUCAGAGAUAUAAUUGAAGCUAUUAACGAAGUAAAUACAAUCGAUGAAAUGCCAACAGCUCUAUUAGCCUUUAUGGAAAAUCACAUAAUUGACCCUGAGAAAAUAAGACAUCUUUUUCAAAUCAAUUCGUCCGCUUUAACGGAGAUAGAUUUGUCAAAACCACGGUCUAUCUGGAGUUUAUAUAUGGAACAGCAUAGAUUACGUGCCAAUAUUGUCGUAGUCGAGACAUUGAACCUCCAAAAGUUUGACAAAUAUCAGAACGAAACACACGCCACUGUUAACGAAAUUCUGAGACUACUCAACGCAUCAAUAUUGGAUUUGGAUAAAUUGGUCAACAGUUCGAGAGUUCUUCGAAUUAUUUUACUUGCUCAACAAUGGUAUAGGACUAAAAUGUCUAAUCCCAGUGAUAUGCUUGAAUUUACAAGACUUUUCGCAGUGGACAGUAAAGACGAAAACACAUUUCAAGAUCUAAUAGAGUCAAAGAAGAAGCUUUCCUCAUUGCCUGAUCCCGAUGUACCAACAUCGAAUUCUAUUGAUUUGGAUUUAUUUGAAAAACUGAUUAAGCUUGUUCGGUUUAAGAAACGUAUGAUAGACACAUUCCAGAAAUUGCAGUCAUUGAUUGAUAGCAAUGAAAAAAAAGACUCCGCACAUUCAACACCUUCACCGACGAAUUUAAAGGAACAUGAUUCGGGAGAAGAAUUCGAUGACACUACCACAUCUAAAAAUGACGAACUUAUUUCAAUAGAUUCAAAGAGAUCGAGUAGUAAGGAAGAAACUUCGACAGAAACUUCGCCUAGUCAAUUUUUUAAACAAAAGCCAGAUGCAGUUGGUGAAGAGUCCACAAAUAAUUCCAUUUUGACGGAAUUUGUUCAUUCCAUUAUUAAAUCAACGCUUCCUGCGAAGCCGAAGUUCGAUGAACAAAUGUUUCUCAAAAAAAUUCGUUCGCAGGGUGUUUAUAUGAAUCGAUCUCAAAAGUAUGAACUUUUGACGUGCAAAGCUCCAAAGUUUGCCGAACGGUUUGCUUAUCGCUAUGAAGUUGUGUGAUAAUUUGUUUGAACUAUCAUCACAAACCGGUGGACAAGUCCUUUAGUUUGGUAAUUAGAAACUAUUUUUGAUAAAUCAAUAAAAAUUAUUAAUAAAAAAGAAAAAAAGUUUUGAAAUAGAAAAUUUGAAAA